Messenger RNA from Sclerotinia borealis F-4128, 408 nucleotides. The record is from the annotation of a GenBank genome assembly. Lineage: Eukaryota; Fungi; Ascomycota; Leotiomycetes; Helotiales; Sclerotiniaceae.
AUGACGACGACCAAUUCCCCUUUGCAGGAUGUCAUCAUGGAUGAGAGUAAUCGAGAGACGCCGCCGGUACCGGGGAAAACCGAGGAACCGAAAUUUGGAGGGUUCACAAGAUUUGAAAUUGAACUUGAAUUCAUAAAUUCCAUCUCCUCGCCCUCCUACCUAAACCACCUAGCCUCCCUCUCGUCCGGUACUCUCCUCAGCUCCCCACCCUUCAUCGCCUACCUCAAUUACCUGCAAUACUUCACCCAACCCCCAUAUCUCAAGUUUCUCACCUAUCCCGGACCUAGUCUCAAACACUUGGAACUAUUACAGAAUGAGAACUUUAGGAGGGAUUGCUUGAGUAUGGAGGUAAUGGGUAUGUUAGCGAAUGAGGAUUAUGCGGCCGUGGAGAGGUGGAGUAGGGAGUAG